This is a messenger RNA of Nymphaea colorata (pocket water lily), 4268 nucleotides long. Its product is annotated as structural maintenance of chromosomes protein 4. Gene Ontology annotation, cellular component: chromosome. NCBI's taxonomy places the organism in Eukaryota, Viridiplantae, Streptophyta, Magnoliopsida, Nymphaeales, Nymphaeaceae. Bases 94 to 3828 code for a protein of 1244 amino acids. The record is from RefSeq and is a predicted model, not a curated record. The transcript has 28 exons. Gene Ontology annotation, molecular function: protein binding; ATP hydrolysis activity; ATP binding. Gene Ontology annotation, biological process: mitotic chromosome condensation.
CUUGGAUCCAGUUUCAUUUUCGUCGCUCGCUCGCUCGCUCUCCCUCUCUCUCUCUCAAGAGUUUCGAACGGUGGAGGCCUGCAACUGGGAGAGAUGGGGGAUUCUCGUGAAUCCGAUGUGACCUCGAUGGGGAUGACAGGUGCCGCAUCCGACCGUCCGUCAAGGAGGCCGAGGCUGUUCAUAAAGGAGAUGGUCCUCAGGAACUUCAAGUCCUACGCGGGCGAGCAGCGGAUCGGCCCUUUCCACAAGAGUUUCUCGGCUGUCGUUGGCCCCAAUGGUAGCGGAAAGAGUAACGUCAUAGAUGCCAUGCUAUUUGUAUUCGGAAAGCGGGCGAAACAGAUGCGGCUGAAUAAGGUUUCCGAGUUGAUUCAUAAUUCCAGCAACCAUCAGAAUUUGGACAGCGCUGGCGUGUCUGUGCACUUCCAGGAGAUCAUUGAUCUGGACGAUGGGACUUACGAACCUGUUGCUGGGAGUGAUUUUGUUAUCACGAGAGUUGCGUUUAGGGACAAUUCUUCAAAGUACUAUAUAAAUACCCGAGGAAGCAAUUUUACUGAAGUUACUAGGAAACUCAAGGGAAAAGGAGUUGACCUCGACAACAAUCGUUUCUUGAUUCUUCAGGGAGAAGUGGAACAGAUCUCUCUGAUGAAGCCCAAAGCCCAAGGGCCUCACGACGAAGGAUUCUUGGAAUACCUUGAAGAUAUCAUUGGUACUAACCAAUAUGUCGAAAAAAUUGAAGAAGCUAGCAAGAAUCUUGAAUCUCUUAAUGACAAGAGGUCUGGUGUCGUGCAAAUGGUUAAGUUGGCUGAGAAAGAAAAAGACAACUUAGAGAAUGUGAAAAAUGAGGCCGAAGCUUUCAUGCUGAAGGAGUUGGCACAUAUGAAAUGGCAGGAAAAGGCAACUAAGUUGGCUUUGGAGGACUCCUCUUCUAAUCUUACAGACUUCCAAGCAAACGUUCACAGUCUUGAACAAAAUUUGAAGGAAGAAAGAGAAAAGUUCAAUGAAAACGUUAAAUCAUUGAAGGAACUUGAAGCAAUUCAUAACAAGUACUUGAAGCAGCAAGAGGAACUCGAUAACGAUUUGAGAAGUUGUAAAGAAGAAUUUAAGGACUUUGAAAGGCAGGAUGUGAAGUAUAGGGAAGAUUUAAAGCACAUGAAACAAAAAAUCAAGAAAUUACAGGAUAAGAUAGAAAAGGAUUCUUCUAAGAUUGAUGAAAUACAUAAGGAGACUGAAGAAGCAAACAUACUGAUCCCAAAGCAUGAGCAGGAAAUAUCUCAGCUCCAGCAGACUUUAAUGGAAGAAGAAAAAAUCUUAGAGGAAAUAAAGGAGUUGUCAAAAGUGGAUACUGAAAAAUACAGAAUGGAACUUACGGAAGUUCGUGCUCAGUUGGAACCUUGGGAAAAGCAACUCAUAGGAUGUAAGGGGAGAUUGGAUGUUGCAUCCGCUGAAAGUAAGCUCUUAAAAGAAAAGCAUGAUGCUGGUAGGAAGGCUUUCGAAGAUGCCGAACACCAAAUGACAGAAAUAGCAGACGAUAUUAGAUCGAAGACUGCAGAUAUUUUAAAGAUUCAAAGCAACAUCGACGAAAACAAGCGUGAUGCAUUUGCAGCUCGUAAAGAGGAACAGGACUUGAUCAGAACAGAGGAGUCACUUAUACCUCUUGAGCAAGCCGCUAGACAAAAGGUGGCCGAGCUGCAUUCCGCUCUGGAAUCAGAACAAAGUCAAGGUUCUGUUCUAAAAGCGAUUUUGCAAGCAAAAGAAACAAAGCAAAUUGAUGGGAUAUAUGGACGUCUUGGGGACUUGGGUGCGAUUGAUGCCAAGUAUGAUGUUGCUAUAUCAACUGCAUGCAGUGGACUUGAUUAUGUUGUUGUAGAGACAACUUUGGCAGCACAAGCUUGUGUCGAGUUGCUCCGAAGCAAGAAUCUUGGCAUCGCAACCUUCAUGAUUUUGGAGAAGCAGGAAGUGCAUCUUCCUAAAUUGAAAGGGAAGGUCAAUACACCAGAAAGGGUUCCUCGCCUUUUUGAUUUGAUAAAGGUUCAAAAUGAGCGAAUCAAGCUGGCUUUCUAUGCAGUGCUAGGAAACACAGUGGUUGCACAAAAUCUGGAUCAGGCAACACGGAUUGCAUACGGUGAAAACAAGGAAUUCAGACGUGUGGUGACCUUGGAAGGAGCUCUCUUUGAAAAGUCAGGUACGAUGAGCGGUGGAGGUGGGAAGCCUCGUGGUGGUAAAAUGGGAACGUCAAUUAAGGCUAGUGUUUCCACUGAAGCUGUUGGAAAUGCCGAGAAGGAACUCGCUUUGCUUGUCGACCAGCUCGCUGUCUUACGUCUAAAGAUUGUCACUGCUGGAAAGCGUUAUCAGGCUUCAGAAAAGGCAUUAGCCAAUCUAGAAAUACAUCUAGCCAAGACUCAGAUGGAGAUAGAAACUCUGAAUGCUAGGCAUUCUGAUAUGGAGAAGCAGCUUCCUUUUCUGAAAAAUGAGUCACUUCCUAAAAAGGCUGAGGCAGCUAGAUUGGCGGAGCUUGACAAAAUUAUAAGUUACGAGGAAAAGGAUCUCUCCAAGCUGGUGACUGGAUCAAAAGGUCUCAAAGAGAAGGCUUUUGAGCUCCAGAGCAAAAUAGAGAAUGCAGGGGGUGAAAAGCUGAAGAUACAAAAGCUUAAAGUCGAGAAGUUACAGUCUGAUAUUGACAAAUUAUGCACAGAAAUCAAUCAACACAAAGUUCAGAUUACGACUGGUCAAAAGAUGGUGAAGAAGCUGACGAAAUCAGUAGAAGAAUCAAUAAGGGAAAAGGAGAAGACUAUUGCUGACAAAGACAACAUGAUAGCUGGAUUCAAAGUGGUGGAACAAAAAGCCUUUGUCGUGCAAGAAAACUACCAAAAGACUCAAGAGCUGAUAGAGAAACACAAGGAUGUCCUCGAUAGUGCCAAGGAGGAAUACAGUAAACUUAAGAAGGCAACCGAUGCUCUCCGUACUGCUGAGGUUGACGUGGAAUUUAAAUUGCAAGACACAAAGAAACUUUUGAAAGAUUGUGAAAUGAAAGCGAAGGGAUAUAAGAAGAAACUUGAAGAAAUUCAAAGAGAUAUUCUGAAACACCUUGAACAGCUUCAGGUGGAUGGGAUCGAAGCUGAAAAGGUGCAAAUGAUUAUAAAUGACGAGUCGUUAUCUGAGUCAUGUGAUUUAUCAAAAGCACGAGAGAUGGUGACUUUGCUUGAAGCUCAGUUGAAGGAGAUGAAACCGAACUUGGAUUCAAUAUCAGAGUACAGGAAAAAGGCAUCCUUGUACAAUGUUCGUGUGGAGGAAUUAAAUGCUGUUACUUUAGAACGAGAUGAUAUAAAGAGGCAAUAUGAUGAAUUGAGAACGAAACGGUUGGAUGAGUUUAUGGCAGGGUUCAACACCAUAUCUCUCAAGUUAAAAGAAAUGUAUCAGAUGAUCACGCUUGGUGGAGAUGCGGAGCUGGAGCUUGUUGAUUCCUUAGAUCCUUUCUCGGAAGGAGUAGUUUUCAGUGUCAGGCCUCCUAAGAAGAGUUGGAAAAAUAUUGCAAAUUUAUCCGGUGGAGAGAAGACGUUAAGCUCAUUGGCUCUGGUCUUCGCGCUCCACCACUACAAACCAACUCCACUUUAUGUGAUGGACGAGAUAGACGCUGCGCUUGAUUUCAAGAACGUCUCCAUAGUGGGGCACUAUGUCAAGGACAGAACUAAAGAUGCACAAUUUAUAAUCAUAAGCCUGAGAAAUAACAUGUUCGAGCUUGCGGAUCGACUGAUUGGCAUCUACAAAACUGAGAACUGCACAAAGAGCAUUACAAUUAAUCCUGGAAGCUUUGCCCAGAAGGCUUUUUGAGGCACAGUAAAACGGCAAAGACAGAACCUCUUCCGGCGGAUUGAUGGUUGUCGACGUGUUGCAGCUGAGGGGCCUGCGUACAGCGGCAAGAGGCUUCACAAGAAGACACAGGCAAGUGCUGGUGAUCUAGGUGCGAAAUCGUCCUUUUCUCUACGUUUUGAACGUUUUCGGGUGCGGCAAGGAUAGAAUCAGAGCUCUACCAUGAACGGCGUUUCAUUGCUCCUAAUCGGACUUAAAUCACGUUGUAAGGUUUUUACUACUGCCUGUGGUCCGGUUGUAGAAUAUUUAAUGCUGGUGAGUUAAAUCGACUGGAAUUCUGAAAGUCUGCCAAUUCUCAAGAGUGUUUGGGUCAAAGGCAAAAGCCACUCAUCUUUUCAGAAUCUCUUGGUUGCUUUUUCAGUGUGUAAAGUACUGAAAGUUAUCUAUUGGUUGGCUUCUAA